AUGCCUAUUGGUAAAUUAGAGCCGUUCGAUUUAGCCAGUAAACAGUGGCCCGCGUAUAUUCGUCGAGUUCAACAAUUUAUAUUGCUAAACGAAAUCAAGUCUGAAUUACGAGUUCCUAUGUUAAUAACCGUGGUCGGCGAGGCGACAUAUUCGUUGAUGUGCGAUCUAUGUUCUCCUGCACACCCGGAAGACAAAACUUUCGAAGAAUUGGUGAGUUUAGUGUCGAGUCACUUAGAACCACAGCGUUCCGAGAUUGCAGAGCGCCACGUGUUCCGCUUGCGCAGGCAACUCGGAGAUGAAUCACUUGCCGAAUAUUUGCAAAAUCUGAAACAUUUGGCUUCGACCUGCAAUUUUGGAGUGACACUUGAAGAGAAUUUGCGGGACCAAUUUGUAUCAGGUCUUGCGAGCGAGGCGAUGCGGUCCCGUAUUUUUGCCGAAAGAAACAUUCGGUACAAGGAGGCGGUGGAGUUGGCUUUUGCGCUGGAGGCUGCGGAGAGACACGUGGAGGUGAGUGGUACCACGGCACCAGCAUCGACCUCAGGUGUUCGGAGCAGCAGUCUAGAAAGAGGCGAAGGUUUACAUCAGGCCGGGGAGCGCCGGGGGCGGCGAGACCUACGCUCGGUCUCUAGAGGAGGCACCAUGGAGACGCGACGGAGUCAGCGAAGCUCGGGGCCAUGUUGGCGUUGUGGAAAGCCACAUAGGGCGGAUAAGUGCCGAUUUGCGCAAUACAAUUGUGAUAAGUGUGGUAGGCGCGGACAUCUUAAGGUGAUGUGCAAAGAAGUGCGCGACGGGAGGCAGUCGAGCGGCCCCCAGCAUUAUGUGAGUGACGUGAGUUCUGAAGGAGAGGAUUUUUUUAAUAUCCAGCUGAAAGCUAAAGGUAACGAGUCUUAUAAAUUAACUUUGAAAGUAGAUGGACAGCCGUUAGUUUUCGAAGUCGAUACCGGUAGUCGCAUUUCCACAAUUAGUGAACGGUUUUAUUUGUGUCAUUUUCCGUAUAAAUCCCUUAUCAAAGAUAAUGUAAGAUUACAUAGUUAUGUCGGUUCGCGAAUCGAAUCUUUGGGUUUUAUAUCGGUCAAUGUAGCAUUGGGAGAGGUCAGAAAAAAAAAUUGUUCUUUAUAUGUAAUUCGUAACGGAGGAUGCCCUUUAAUAGGUAGACAAUGGAUUCGAGCUCUUGAAAUAAAUCAAAUUAAUAUUAGUGUUAAUGAAAUUCUAGAUGAUUCAUUCGUGAGCCGACUCAUUAGCGAAUUCCCCGAAGUGUUUACAGAUAAGUUAGGCACUUGUACCGAAAGCGUUCAACUACAGCUCAGUGACGAACAACCUGUGUACGUGCGCGCGCGGCCCGUGCCAUUGGCGCUUCGAUCCCGGGUCGAACAGGAGCUGAGGAGGCUUGAGGCCGAGGGUACCAUUUUUAAGGUGGACCACUCCGAGUAUGGUACUCCUAUAGUACCGGUUAUAAAAGAAAACGGCGAUAUACGAAUUUGUGGAGAUUAUAAAAUUACGAUAAAUCCAAAGCUCAAGCGGGAGUUUUAUCCGUUACCGCGAAUUGAAGAACUUUUUGCCAAAUUAAGUGGUGGUGAAGAAUUUUCGAAAAUUGAUCUAAAAAAUUCCUAUCAACAAUUACUGCUAACGGAGGAUUCUCGGCGUUACACUGCAAUUACUACCCAUCUAGGCACAUUCGUAUAUCGUCGACCCCCUUUGGGUUGUCGUGUGUUCCCGAAAAAUUCCAGAAAAUUAUGGAAGAGACACUCAGCGGUAUACCCGGUACGGUAG
This is a messenger RNA of Parnassius mnemosyne (clouded apollo), 1770 nucleotides long. The record is from the annotation of a GenBank genome assembly. Lineage: Eukaryota; Metazoa; Arthropoda; Insecta; Lepidoptera; Papilionidae.